Messenger RNA from Suncus etruscus (white-toothed pygmy shrew), 954 nucleotides. RefSeq names its product olfactory receptor-like protein OLF3. NCBI's taxonomy places the organism in Eukaryota, Metazoa, Chordata, Mammalia, Eulipotyphla, Soricidae. Gene Ontology annotation, molecular function: olfactory receptor activity; G protein-coupled receptor activity. The record is from RefSeq and is a predicted model, not a curated record. Bases 1 to 954 code for a protein of 317 amino acids. The transcript has a single exon. Gene Ontology annotation, biological process: G protein-coupled receptor signaling pathway. Gene Ontology annotation, cellular component: membrane.
AUGGGAACCGACAACCAGACUUGGGUGAAAGGCUUUAUUCUUCUCGGGCUGUCUAAGGACUGGAACACGCAGCUCUCUCUCUUUAUUUUGUUCUUGAUCACAUACCUGGUGACAGUGCUGGGCAACUUCCUCAUUGUUUUUCUGAUCAGACUGGACAGCCAGCUCCACACCCCUAUGUAUUUCUUUCUUACCAAUCUUUCCCUCGUUGAUGUCUUUUAUGCCACAACUGUUGUUCCUCAGAUGUUGGUGCAUUUUCUUGCAGAACAUAAAAUAAUUCCACGUGUGAGCUGUGAAGCUCAGUUAUUUUUCUCCCUGGGUUUGGGUGGGAUUGAGUUUGUUUUAUUGGCAGUGAUGGCUUAUGACCGCUACGUAGCUGUGUGUAAUCCAUUGCGGUACUCGGUCAUAAUGCAUGAAGGACUGUGUAUUAGAUUGGCCAUCAUCUCCUGGGUCAGUGGCUCUAUCAAUUCUCUCCUGCAGACAGCCAUCACCUUUCAAUUGCCCAUGUGCACAAACAGGUUUAUUGAUCACAUAUCCUGUGAACUACUAGCUGUGGUCAGGCUGGCCUGUGUGGACACUUCCUCCAAUGAGGUUGCAAUCAUGGUUUCCAGUAUCAUCCUUCUGAUGACACCUUUCUGCCUGGUCAUCCUGUCUUAUAUCAAGAUUAUCUCUGCCAUCUUGAAGAUUCGAUCCACAGAAGGAAGGAAGAAAGCCUUCCAAACCUGUGCAUCUCACCUCACCGUGGUUAUCCUCUGUUAUGGCAUGGCCAUUAUAACUUACAUUCAACCCAGAUCUAACCCCUCUGUGCUUCAGGAGAAGUUGAUUUCUCUCUUUUAUGCCAUUCUAACACCCAUGCUGAACCCCAUAAUCUACAGUCUACGGAAUAAAGAAGUGAAGGGUGCCUGGCAAAAAUUGUUGGGAAAGUUGUCUGGGUUAAGAUCUAAACUGGAAAAUUGA